Molecule: messenger RNA, 321 nt
Organism: Morchella sextelata
Lineage: Eukaryota; Fungi; Ascomycota; Pezizomycetes; Pezizales; Morchellaceae
Exons: 1
Coding region: 1-321 (106 amino acids)
Source: RefSeq, a predicted model, not a curated record
AUGAGCUUCAGGGUUCCUCCACUGGACCUUGCCAGGGUGAGAGGUAUUGAGGAACGUGACCAUUCCCUGGCGGUGGGCGACACACACUGGAGCUUCUCCAGCGCAUGUGCAUGCCACUGGAGCUGUAUCACACCCACUGGAGCUUCUCCAGCGCUUGUACACGAUGCUGGAGCUGUACCACAUACACUGGAGCUUCCCCAAUACCUGUACACAAUGUUGGAGCUGUACCACACCCCUCACUGCUAUGCCAGCACAAGUGCACACUGCUGGAGCAGUAUCACACCCACUGGAGCUUUCCAGCAUCUGUGCACAAUGCUAUAG